AUGGACCACACUGAUCACGAGUUAUUUUGUAGCAAAGAUCAAGAUAACUUAUCAACGAAGAGAGAUGUUUUCAAUCAGAGUAGACAUUUGGCAACAUGGAGCAAGAGAGUCAAGAAGAAGAAGAAGCGAGAAAGUCAACAUGAGAAAGGAAGAAAGUCAACAAGAAGAAAGCAAGAAAUGAACAAGAAGAAAGUAAGAAAUUCAACAAGAAAAGUAAAGACGCCGCUCUCCGACCGACUUUAUGGCGACGCCAAUCUCCUACAAUACCAACAAGUUAGCACUCAGCGAAAAUCAGACACAAGACACCAACAUCACAAGAACUCAACAUACCCUACAACCCUGAGGGCAUUCGAGACGUGGACAACAGGAGAUGAUGACGAUGUCAAACUGAUCGCUCACAGCAAGGGAGGAGUCCUAGUUCUUCGGAGACUUUGCGUGGGUCUUAAUCUGCUUGGAUCCCAGGCAGAGAAUUACGGCGCAUUGGAGAGCAUUAGUGAUCCACCUGUAGGAAACAGGUUUAAAGGACCCGAUCUGGUAGGUUCCCUCGCUGGUAUGGGUAUACCUGGCGCCUCGGAAUUCGCUCUUGCUGUAGUAUUCGGGAGAGAAGGCCCGGGCGGUGGAGGCGAGGAGCAGGAGGGAAACAAAGGCGAGAACGUACUUCAACAUUAG
Morchella sextelata is the source of this 669-nucleotide messenger RNA. RefSeq lists its product as uncharacterized. Lineage: Eukaryota; Fungi; Ascomycota; Pezizomycetes; Pezizales; Morchellaceae. Bases 1 to 669 code for a protein of 222 amino acids. The record is from RefSeq and is a predicted model, not a curated record. The transcript is spliced from 4 exons.